AUGGCGACUGCAAUGCUCAUGGCUCCAGGGAAUUUUCGCUGGGUGCUGAGGAGUCCCAGCCCGGUAGUACCUCCAUGGCGGGGCCCACUGCCUCACCAACAGAGAUGGCCACACAGAUGAAGUCCAGAGCGCAGCCCCCGGAGGAGGGCAGGAAGAAGCCGGUGUUGGGCAAGUUGGGGACCCUGUUCGCGGCGGGCCGCCGGCGGAGCUCCAGGAGCGGAUCGGAGGGGUCGGCCAGCCCCGGGAGCCCGGGAAUCCAGCCGGCGGGCGGAGGCCGAGCCCAGGGCGGAGGUCGGGGGCCGGAGGCGCCCGGAGACCCCGAAGCUGAGCCCGCGGGGUCCGAGAGCCUCCCCGGGCACCCGAGGGUCGCGGAGGCCGAGGCAGGAUGCCCUGAGCCCGGGGGCCCCUCGCCUCCCUCCCCAUCCCCAGCAGCAGCAGCAGCUUCAGCAGCAGCAGCAGCAGCAGCAUCUCCUCCUCCGGCCGCUGCGCCCGAGGCGGAGCCGCCCCGUCCCCGCGCCGGGAGCCCCGACGCCGAAAGCCUCCGGCCCGCAGAGCCGGCGGCCGGCGACCCGCUGCCCGCAGCGGCCCGGGCCACCGAGCGAGCCCCGCCGGCCAAGGUGCUGACCUUGGACAUCUACCUGAGGAAGACCGAGGGGCCGCCGCCCGACGGGGAGGCCCAAGGACCGGCCGAGCCCGACGGGGAGGCCCAAGGACCGGCCGAGCCCGACGGGGAGGCCCAAGGACCGGCCGAGCCCGACGGGGAGGCCGGAGGAGACGCGGGCGACAUGGACAGAAAGGCCGGGGGCCGCAGGUCCGGCCGGAGGCGGAGAUCGCACCGAUCCACCGACACGCCCCCGGCCGACAGCCCGGCCCCGGAGCGGCCCGUCUUCUUCGCCGACGACGACGAGGAGGGCGACGGAGCGGCCGGACCCAAGGCGACCGGACCCAAGGAGGGCCGAGCCGGACCCGAGCCGGACAAGGGCAAGGCGCAGCCGGUGCCGUCCCCGACCAAGAGGAAAGGACGGCGGGGCCCGUUGGAGGCCGCGGCCACCUCGCCCCCCGCCCCGAGGAAGCCGGACGGUCCGGAGGCCGCCAGGCCCGCCGCCCCCCGGGAGCUGACCGUCAAGAGCAGCUCCCUGCUGCCCGACAUCCGACCCGAUCACCCGCGGGGGUCUUUCCCCGGUCCCUGGGGCGGCCGGACCGACGGCGGCCGCAGCAGAGGGGACCCAGGUCGGGCCGCGCCGCAGCCCGACACCGACGGCCCCCGGGCGAGGCCCCACUUCGGGGCCACCAGGACCACGGUGACCACCAAAGUCAGCCUCCCAGCCAAACCCAAGCAUGUGGAGUUGAAUCUGAAAGCUCCCAAGGGCCUGGACCCUGCAGGGAACGAGUCAGCUCCGGGAGGUACCCAGACGGUGCACAAAGGGAACACGGCCAAUAAAAUCUCCCUGUUUGAAAACAAGCGGGCCAACAGCAGCCCCCGCCACGCUGACACCCGGGGGCCCAAGGGGGCCGCCCCCUCUGGUUCCGCAGCCUCCAAAACUUUCGUGGGCCGGGCCAAGCUGAACUUGGCCAAGAAGUCAAGGGAGAGUGAGCAGGCGGACCGGAAGAUGACCACGCACAGCGGCACCCCCGGUGGCUCUGCGGGAGCUGCACGGGAGAGGGAUCGGCCGCCUGGGCUUGUGAACGGCGAGGAGCCGUGCGAGGCGCUCGCCCCGGUCAACCCUGGUCUGGCCUCAGCCAGUCGGCCUGAUGCCACCCUCUCCACUCCGGCGGCCGCAGCUGAAGCUCCCGCCCUGGGGGAUGGCACGUCACCUAUCCCCACGGCUCCAGAAGAGAAGAGUGAGGGAUCGGCCAAUGGUGAGGGACUGGUUCGGGGUGGCAGGUCUGGCUCGGACCAGGCCCCAGCGCCCACUGGAGACCCUGAAGGGUUAUCCCGCGAGCCCCCAACUGGGACGCCUAAUGGGCGGCUGAGCCCUUCCCCGCCACGGGCGGUGGCCACCCCUUCGGAGGAAGGGAGAAGGGAGGGUCCCCUACUCUGUACCCCUGGGGAGGAAGAGCCGGCUCACUGUGACCAGGGCCCAGAAGAGAAAGGUAGUUGCCUGGGGAGAGUAACGCUGGACUCUGCUGCUGCUGAUCUGCCCGUCCCCCUACAGAACGGUGGGGACACAUCCCUGGUUGGCCCUGCGAGGGGAGAAGAGCAGUUGGCCUUGUCUUUGGGACAGGAUUUGGCAGGUGAGGAGGGCUCUAAGGACCAGCCCCCGUCCAAGGUCCUGGUCCAGGUGAGAUCCUACAUGCUGCCUGUGCAGAGCGCCCAGGGCCUCCCCACACCCCUUCCGAAUGACGGCUUGACCGUCAGCUGUCCCGAGGGCAAUGGGGGCCGAGUCCAGAGCCCCAUCCUCGUGGUGCUGGGAGGCGCUGCAGAUGAGGGGCAGAACCCGAAGGAGCCUAGUCUCCCGGCCGCAUCCCCUGGAGCUGAGAACCACCCUCCCACCCAAGCUCAGAGUGAUGCCUGCAGGGCAGCAGAAACUGCCAAGCCCGUCCCCGGCGAACCUGUCCCCAGCAACCUUGUACCUGGUGAGCUUGCCCCCACCGAGUGGCCUGAGGAACAGGACCCUGCAGGGGCACCCCUGGGGCCAGAGGCAGGGCCUCCCAGCCCCCACAGGAGUCCAGGCACUCACCUGAACGUCUCCACGGGCAGUGAUGACAGCAUCCUGGAUUCCUCCUCGGACAUGGAGAAGUUCACAGAGAUCAUCAAGAAGAUCGACAGCACUGGGUGUGUGCCCCAGAGGAAAAAGAAGGCACGGGCUCCUAACUCCCCAGCCCCCCACUUCGCUAUGCCACCCAUCCAUGAAGACCACUUGGAGAAGGUGUUCGACCCCAACGCCUUCUCCUUCGGCCUGGGCCGAAAGAAGGAGGGCCGGCAGGACAUGUCGCCGGCAUUGCAGCUCAUGCAGAACCUGGACACCAAAGCCAGGCUGAGGCCGAAGCGGGCGUCUACUGAACAGAGCCUCAUCCUCAAGGCCCUGAGCUCCUCCAGCCGGCCGGAACCCUUGGCCGCUCCGGACUCCGGUGGGAAGGACGUCACCGACAGCGUGAAGCGGUCGAGACUGGAGAAGAGCGCCCUCUUCUCUAGUAUGCUGGCCUCCACUGCCGCCGCCACCUCUUCUCUGCCCCCAGAAAAAGUCUUCUCUCCCUCAGUGACAUCAGUCAGUACCAUCACUACGUCCUUUGGCAGCUCUCUCCUCUCCCGGCCUAGGGCCCCCGAGGGAGAAACCUCGCAACCCCGGGUUUCCAAUGGGGAACCCCAGCAAGCACCCUCCACUGCCCCAGCAGACCUCUUCAACUUUGACUCUUCCAACAAGUCUCAGUCCGGACUGACAGGGCUGGGCCACAUGGAAAAACACUCUCCAACGGCUGAGGAGAAAGGGGAUUUGGGUUUGCAGAGCAGCCUGCGUUUUCCAGAAACGAGGCUCUCCGAGCGCUCGGCACUAAAGAACGGUGACGACAUGGAGAGGUCCGGUACCUUCGAGGGCACAUUCAAGCCUUUCCUGCCAAGCUAUGGGGGCAGCGAUCCCGACUUCUCAGGGUUAUUCAGGACGGGUCGAUAUGAACCAAGCCUCUCCCUCACCAGCGUGCCACUCUUGGAGACACGGGCGUUUAAGGGAAAUCUGCAAAAUAAAAUCAACCCACGGCCCGGGAAGAUGGUGAUAUACAGUGAGCCAAGCCUCGGAGGGGAGGGGAUCGAAGUUUUCGGUGACAUUCCGGAUGGCAGUGCCUGGGAUCUGUCUCCCGUCAUUGUCAUCAAGGUGGUCCGAGGAUGCUGGAUUAUGUAUGAGAAACCGAAUUUUGAAGGGAACUCAUUUCCCCUGGAAGAAGGCGAAGUGGAGCUGUCUGAUCUCUGGUCAAUGGGAGAAGUUUUAGAAGAAAAUGAUGAGAGCCCCGUGCCCACCAAGCCCAUGGUGAUAGGCUCUCUGCGUCACGUGAUCAAGGAUUACAGAAUAAGUCAAAUCGACCUGUUCACGGAGCCAGAGGGGCUGGGACUCAUGAAUUCCUAUUUCGAUGACACGGAGGAGAUGCAAGCAUAUGGAGCCAUGCAGAAGACCUGCUCCAUCAAAGUGCACUGGGGCGUGUGGCUGAUUUAUGAGGAACCGGGAUUCCAGGGCAUCCCUUUCAUCCUGGAGCCUGGGGAAUAUCCGGACUUGUCUUUCUGGAACACCGAGGAAGCAUACAUCGGAUCCAUGCGGCCUCUGAAGAUGGGAGGCCGCAAGGUUGAAUUUCUAGUUGAUCCAAAGGUGGUGAUAUACGAGAAGCCUUUCUUUGAGGGGAAGUGCCUGGAGCUGGACACCGAAAUGUACAAUUUGGGAGACGACCACUCUCCCUUGACCACGGUGGGGUCCAUAAAGGUGCUGGGAGGCAUCUGGGGGGCUUAUGAGAAACCGGGAUUCACUGGCCACCAGUACUUGCUGGAGGAGGGCGAGUACCGGGAAUGGAAGGACUGGGCUGGCUACAACGGGGAGCUGCAGUCCUUCCGACCUCUGUUAGGGGACUUUUCAGAAGCUCACAUGAUCAUGUACAGCGAAAAGAACUUUGGCCCCAAAGGUGUCAACAUCGAUGUAAUGGGCAUCAUUGCCGACCUCAAGGAGACUGGCUAUGGGCUGAAGACCCAGUCCAUCAACGUGCUCAGCGGAGUGUGGGUGGCGUAUGAAAACCCUGACUUCACGGGAGAGCAGUAUAUCCUUGAUAAAGGUCUGUACGCCAGUUUCGAGGACUGGGGCGGCAAGAACUGCAAGAUCUCCUCCGUCCAGCCAAUAGGCUUGGACGUUCUCGGGAACCCAAAAGACAGAAAUAAGGUUCAGCUGUUUUCUGAAGCAGAUUUCCAAGGGCAAAGUCUAACGUUUGACGAAACGACUGAUCAGAUUGACGAUUCAUUCUCUAUGAAGUCCUGCAGAGUUUUGGGGGGCAGCUGGGUCGCUUACGAUGGGGAAAACUUCUCCGGGAAUCAGUUCGUGUUAGAAGAAGGCCACUACCCAAGUCUGUCUGCGAUGGGGUGUCCUCCGGGGACUGGCUUCAGGUCUCUGCGCUCCAUCGAUGUGGAGUUUUCUGAGCCAACCAUCAUCCUGUUUGAGAAGGAAGACUUCCGAGGGAAAAAGGUGGAGCUGGCCACUGAGACCAUCAGCCUCCGUGCCCUGGGCCUCAACCCGUUCGUGCGCUCCGUCCAGGUGCUGGGUGGCAUAUGGGUCACUUAUGAAUUCGGCACCUACCGGGGUCGCCAGAUCCUGCUGUCGCCAGCUGACAUUCCCAACUGGUACGAGUUCAGCGGCUGCCGCCAGAUUGGCUCUUUGCGCCCGUUCGCCCAGAGGCGGAUAUACUUCCGGCUCCGCAACAAAGCCACAGGAAUGUUUCUGUCGACCAACGGGAACCUGGAGGACCUGAAGCUUCUCCGCGUUCAGGUCAUGGAGGACGUGGGUGCGGACGACCAGAUCUGGGUCUAUCAGGAAGGCUAUGUCAAGUGCCGGAUCGCCGAGGACUGUUGUCUGACCAUUGUGGGGAGCCUGGUGACAUCUGGCUCCAAGCUGGGGCUGGCCCUGGACCGCAGCCAAGACAGCCAGGGCUGGAGCAUGAAGGCUGAUGGCAGGAUCUACAGCAAGUUGAAGCCAAACUUAGUUUUAGACAUCAAAGGGGGCACACAGUAUGACCAAAACCACAUCAUCCUCAAUACAAUCAGCAAAGACAAAUCAACACAGGUGUGGGAAGCCCUGGUGCUCUAGCCCGCCACCAACACCAGAGCCAUCGUAACCCUACCCAGCAGAGACCGGGCCAACGGACAGUUCUCUCCCAGCCUGGCCAGGACACCUAGACAUUGGGACCAUUGCUAGGCUUCUGCCACCAGCGAGCCUCAUAUGACCCGAGUGUCGUGUCGCCCCUCACACGGCCAAAGCCGACCACCAGGGCCUGCCAAGCCUGUCACCGACCUGCACUGAUUAGAGAAGGGACUGGGGACUCACCUGACUCUAGGUGGAGAGUCACAGUCUAAGGACUAAAAAGAAACUGUAAAUAUUUCACAGUGACUGUCUCAUUGUGAUGUGUCACUCUGUUUCAGCCAAUGCACUGGGGAGUGGGGAGCUUUAAGGUGUGUGUUCAUACUUGAAAUUUUAAGAAGUUGCCUAAGCACAAUCCCCAGAAAUGCUGCAUUUUCCCUCGGGAACCAUUAAAGAGGUGGAGGACUUGUCA
This is a messenger RNA of Ornithorhynchus anatinus (platypus), 6234 nucleotides long. It is a transcript of the gene CRYBG1, whose product is annotated as crystallin beta-gamma domain containing 1. Lineage: Eukaryota; Metazoa; Chordata; Mammalia; Monotremata; Ornithorhynchidae. Bases 75 to 5771 code for a protein of 1898 amino acids. The record is from RefSeq and is a predicted model, not a curated record. The transcript is spliced from 21 exons.